GACUGUAGCGUUGUUUAGACUGUGUAGCGCUCCGUGUUAGUUCAUACAGAAUUUGUGAUAGUGCGUUGUUCGGCGUUCGACGAGAGACGAUGUUGCACUACGCAACAACGAUGACUACCAUCGGUCCCAAUUAAACAAUGUGGUUUGAGUCUCAGAAUUGUGCCAUGAUGGGUCUUCAAGCGACCACAGGAAAGCGUAAGUUAGAAGCAGCGACAGCCCCAGGAGAAUCGUCCCCAGCGAAAAACGGAAGAUGGGAAGCGGAAGAUUGCAUAGCACGUUUGCAAGCGGUGGCGGUACCGAGCGACGCAUGGAGAUCCCCGACGCCUUCGCUAGCGGCUACCCUCCUCUCCGAUGACUUCGAGGAUGAUGAGGACUUCGACGAUGACUUGUCCGAUGAUGACAAAUGUUCGAGCGCGCCAGAGCCAGCGCGUUUCGCCCAGCAGCCUACGUACGCCACGUCGGCGGCGACCCGGUAUCAAGCUGAUUACUGGCAGUACUACCAACCACCGCAGCAGACCAUAAGAUGCGAAGAGAACGGCAAGAGCUACCUGGAGCUGGGAGCAGCGCCUCCCGUACGGACGAGAUGCUGCGAUGGAAGGACGCGAUGGUGCCACGUGCCGUGCUAUCGGCAGCGACGACUGGCCGUCCUCAACCUAUCCAUGUGCAAGUUGGCAAGGUACAGGCAGUGCAACGAUCCCUCGCUGCGAAGGUCCGUCCUGAUUUGCAACACUCUGAGGAAGCUCGAGAGGGAGAUGGAAGCCGAACCACCCGAACCCACCUACCAUCCUACGUUACCUGAACUCACCCCGCCUGGCAGACCAAACCCCGUGCCCGAGCCCAGCGGCUACGAGCACAGCCUGAGAGAGAUGACCUCCAGCUCUGGCAGAGCGACGCCAUUCCCGCAGACAACGUCCGACACCGACUCCGGCAUUGGGGAUGACAUGGACACGACGCGUCCCAUCAACUGGGGUUCCGUGCUGAGUCUCACCUCUCAGACGGAUCUCGAAUCGCUGAACAACAAUGAACUUUACGCGGAAUUGGGCCUGACCAGCGAGUUCGAGUGGAACAAAGACGCUAACGGUGCGACGGUCCGAUCCGAGAACGAGUGGGACGGUUUCAUGCAUGUACUCGUCGGGGGUUCGUAGCACCAUCCCAACUGAUACCACCACCACCCCAUCGCUCAGGUUGUGAUUAGUUAAACCUAUUUAGUGCAGUGCAGGAAUUGUGCAGCUGAUUGAUAAUUGUUGACUAUUUUUAUUUUUAUAAAGUUUUUUACCUUAGCGAUUGGACAUUUAGCCGAUAGGUACACAGGAUCGGUCUCCCACCAAACGUCGCACCUAAGACGGUGUGCGGGCUCGACACUUCCUGACAAACUUAAAACUUGUUGACAGUUACUUUGAUCUCGAUCGCUCAAUAUAUUUCGCUCAAACUUGAAUAACAAAUUGAAAACAAACAAAACAAGAAGAACGAAGCAAGAAGACGAUGAAGAGAAGAAGACAAAUUGAGUUCUCAUGAUAUUAUUUGGUGUUACUCGACCCACAGUUUUUUGGGCAUUCCUCUGUACAUAAUUUAUUAAAUGUGUAAAAAAAACAAAAUACUAUACCUGUACAUAAUGUAUAUAAGAGUUUCUAAAUAGGUUAUAUAAAUAUUGUAAAUAACUAAUUAAUAUUAUAUUAUAUAUAUAUUAUAUAUAUGUUACAUAUAUAUUUUAAAUCGUGUGACUUUAUCAAGUUGGCAAUAUUUUAUAAAAUUAAAACAAAGCAGGCCGCCCCGUAACAGCAGAAACAGCCUCUACAUCUCUCAAGCAAACCAAUCUCUCUUGCAAAGCGCAAAAUAAUGAAAAUUGCUAUUUCUUACACUAACAAACGUAUGUAAGAACUAACAAAAUUUGUUUUUAAAACAUUUCAAUUACUUGCGGUUUGCAACGGAGAUCGCACUGUUCACUAUUUCUUGCAAGUUACCAACUAAAUAUUUAAUCUUACUUCAAAGUAUCAACAACAACAAUAACAACAUUGGAAAAAAACAUUAUUUUGAUUGGCUCUUUCUGCAGUGACGGGGACCAACCUCAUCAUCUAGUCCAACAUUGGCCGUUUUUAUUUAAAAGAAUGAAGAUAUUAAUUAAUUAUUUAAAAAAAGAAGUAUACUG
Messenger RNA from Nicrophorus vespilloides, 2146 nucleotides. RefSeq lists its product as uncharacterized. Gene Ontology annotation, cellular component: nucleus. The transcript has 2 exons. The record is from RefSeq and is a predicted model, not a curated record. The coding region runs from base 138 to 1145 and encodes 335 amino acids. NCBI's taxonomy places the organism in Eukaryota, Metazoa, Arthropoda, Insecta, Coleoptera, Silphidae. Gene Ontology annotation, molecular function: transcription regulator activity.